CCUGCCUGCCACAAGUAUGGCGUGCCUGGAUGUCCAAGGGACUACAAUCCAGUUUGUGGGACCGACGGAGAAACCUACUCAAACGAGUGUGUGCUCUGCCUUUCAAACAGUGAAAAUAAAAAGGAUGUCCAGAUUUUCAAGAUGGGAAGAUGCUGA
This is a messenger RNA of Balearica regulorum gibbericeps (East African grey crowned-crane), 156 nucleotides long. Lineage: Eukaryota; Metazoa; Chordata; Aves; Gruiformes; Gruidae. The record is from RefSeq and is a predicted model, not a curated record.